Molecule: messenger RNA, 7769 nt
Organism: Priapulus caudatus
Lineage: Eukaryota; Metazoa; Priapulida; Priapulimorpha; Priapulimorphida; Priapulidae
Product: rho GTPase-activating protein 190-like
Exons: 27
Coding region: 608-5401 (1597 amino acids)
Biological process (GO): signal transduction
Source: RefSeq, a predicted model, not a curated record
AACAAAUUGAAUGCAACAGGUUGUUGUGGACUUGAAGAGCUGUGCUAUAAUGUUUUUGGGGGCAGGUGUCCAUGGCUAUUUUUCGUGGAUCUUACAAGAAGCUGGUGGCUGGAACCAAAGAUUCAAGGAUUUAAAUGGACAUUCUCGGUGGGAACGAAAUGGAGUAUAAGGCAGUCAGAAGAGUUGGUGUCUUUAACCAUCAUGAUGUACACUACAGCAUUGGGCUGUUCGUUUACAGGCACUUCUGCAACCGCAAUGGAGGGCCGAAAUACAGAGUGCAGAAUAGUAGGCAUUGGAUCCCUACCGGCUGUGUGCAAAUACGAUUACAUUGGAAUAAAGCAUUUCAACAAGAGAGAAAUUACAGCGAGAAAGUGUGAUCCAUGCCUGUAGUGCAAUGAUUUUUCCGCACUGCAGUUUAGGAUUUUUGAAUUGUACACUAAGCUGUUGUGUCGGCGGGGAAAGAAAAAGAAAAUGUGAGGUUACCUGUAACUCGCACAGCACUGCACACCCGUUGCUCAAGCAGCUGCACUAUCCAUGUGAAGUGCAAAUGCACUUCACGAUGGAUGUAUGAGCUGCAAGACUGCACUCUAUACAGACAUACCUAGUCAUGGCGAAGAAGGUUGAGUCGCGAAUCUUCAACAUCGCCGUUGUAGGUUUGUCCGGCACAGAGCGAGAGAAAGGAGCAACGGGUGUCGGCAAGUCGCACCUAUGCAACCGCUUCACACGCCCCCUGGCUGACGAGUACUACCAGGAUCACAUCUCUGUCCUAAGUCAGACAGACUUUAGCGGCAGAGUGGUCAACAAUGACCACUUUCUCUACUGGGGAGAGGUCAUGAAGACGACCGACGAAGGCGUGGAUCUGACGUUUAAUGUCAUUGAGCAGACAGAGUUCAUUGACGACGCAUCGUUCCAGCCGUUCAAAGGCGGAAAGACGGAACCGUACGUCAAGCGCUGUAGCGCAACGAAGAUACAGUCGGCAGAGAAGCUGAUGUACAUAUGCAAGAAUCAACUUGGAAUUGAGCACGAGUAUGAGCAGAAGUUGCUGCCGGAUGGGAAGCUCAACAUCGACGGCUUCGUCGUCGUGUUCGACGUCAGCCAAGUGCCAAACCGGCCCGUGGAGCGGCAGGUGGAGUUCCUCGCUCUCCUGCUCAACAACGUCACGAGGACGAAGAAGCCGUGCGUGCUCGUGACGACGAAGAACGACGAGGCCGUCGAGUACUACAUGCGCGAGGCUGAGAAGCUCGUCAAUCGGAAAGACUACCGAGGCGCGAUCCAGGUCGUCGAGACGUCGGCCGUCGAGAACGUCAACGUUGAGCUGGCCUUCAUCCUGCUCGUGCAGAUGGUGGAUAAGUCGAAGGGGCGGACUAAGAACGUGCCGUACCACGACGCGGCGCUGCGCUGGAAGGAGGUGCUGGAGGUGGCGACGAACGCGUACCACAGGCUGUUGGUGGCGCAGGUGUACGACUACAAGAACACGUGGAAUGCCGCGAGCAAGGCGUUCGCGCAGAACUCAGACUUUGGCCAUUACGUGGACCUGAUGGGGCGAGACAGUGCGCUGAAGCUCUUCCGACGUCACAUAGCGAAACUACGGGAACAGCAUAUACAUUUAAAAAAGCAGAGUUUUAUCAGAGACUUACCAAAUGUUUUGCAAGAACUUUUAUCUGAUCUCGAGUCAUUAGGAGACAGGAACUGGGACACAUGCCAGUGGUUUCUUCACGAGCACCCUGACUUUGAUAAAUACUUUGUAGAUUUAGGAGAAGGAAUGCGGUGGCAGGAUUCAGAGUAUGUAGACAGUAUAGACCACCGAGUCCCGUUUGACCUGUUGGAGUUGUCUGAUGCAGAGACCUGCUUUCGUAACCAUGUCAAUGCCCUGCAGGCAGAGCAGAAAAGACUGGACAUGCAGAAGCAGUUCAAGCAGCUGCUAGAGACGACAGCACAGGUGACGCCGGGGAAGCCCUUUGCUGAUGUCGCUAUCUUCUUCAUGGGACGAGAGUGCUACGAGUCAUUACCUGACUGUGAUCGACGCGAAAUAUACGAUUAUCAUCAAAAGGAAAUUACCGAGCGUGCCAAGUUAGCCUUUCAGGAGUUGUUACUAGAACAUUCUGACCUGUUCGCCCGUUUUACCAACAUGGAACCGCAUGCAGUGCCUCUUACACAGGAAGACCUAAAAGAAAUACAAGAACCUCUUGUACCAGACACAAGGUAUCGUAUGCUGAAUCGGCUAGAUCAGCAUCGGACAGGCAUGAUUUUACAACACCUGGGCUUCAUAUGCUGCCCAAAGCCAGAGAAUUGCCCAAGUGCACCUAUGUGCUGGGAUAUUUCUGUGAAUAAAGUACUGGCUAGUCGUGCUCACAGACCAACGUCGUGGACAACAAACAAUCAGUUUUUGCUCGAGCCACAGAACAGCCAGCUGAAUCUCAUUUUCCUGGGCAUUGACAGACUGGCUGAUGAACUUAUAAAUGAAAUUCGGGCACAGUGUAUAGAUGAUGAGUACACGAUUGACGACACGAUCUACAGUUUAGACUAUCGGCCAAUAGAUGGUGAUGUGAGUCGACCACAAAAUGCCUUCAGGACUACUGACUUCCUUCCUCAUGGCUGCUUCUGUAUCUACAACUCCCUCUCAUCACUGGAGUACAUUCAGGAUAGCUUGCAGAAGACGCUGUUAGCCAAUGUUGACAGAGAAGAUGGACUGCCAUUCCAAGGACUGCCUAUAGUGGUUGUAUUUGCCUGUGAUCUAAACUAUAAUGAGAAAGACUUCAUGCUUCUACGGGAGGAGGGCCAGCAUCUAUCUGAUAGUUUGCAGUGUCCAUUCAUUGAUAACCUGCCUGAUGAGUUCCACCAUCCAGGACAAAGGUUCUCAGAGGAUCAGGUAGCAACAGCACUCAGGGCCCUCGUGGAGAGCAUUCGCUACAGGGCCGGAUUCGUGAAUCCCUAUCAGGGCCUUAGUGAGAGCAUCGAGCCAGAUAUCAGGAUCACUUUCUGUAUGAUGUGCGGAGAUCCGUAUCCUGCGGAGUUAGUGCUGGGCCCCUUACUUCGUCACCAGUGUUGCUACAUCGGUUCAGAAAACUGCAUCACUCUAGAGACGUUCUUAGGGGAUUCCAAACGAAAGGUUGAAGUGCUUGUUACGUCAUACCAUGCAGCCGGGCCUCUCCGCGACGAACUCUGCCACGGCUUCGUACUUGUCUAUUCUGCCAAGCGCAAGGCUUCAUUGGCUGUGCUAAAGUCAUUCACGGGCGGCAUGGGACCGAAUGUGCCUCUGCUUAUCGUGGCUGUGACUGAGAGUGGAGGUGCCUUCGCGUUCUUCAACAAUGAGUACAGUCAGUUUCUCAUCACGGAUGGCAACAAUCUUGCCGACCAGCUAGGAGCCAGGUUCCUCACGACUUCUACAAACUUCCAGGAGCAGACAGCCACAUACACACCAUUUUUCAAAGAGGCAUGGGAUAGGAAACAGGAAGUAGAGGGAUUGUAUAGACUGCGAAUGGCUGAUAUGGAGCCUCUUCCCCAUCAACUUCAAGUGGCACUAGUGUCACCCCUGGAAAAACGACCAUCUGGUUCAAUUCCUGUGGCAAUUCCUAAAAUACCUUCCAAAUCUGACCAAAACGGAAAUGCUGGCGACUAUGAUAACCUAGCUCUGAAUCCUCAUGAAGAUGGUCAGUACAGUGCUGAUGAGGCGGAGUUGCCGUCUCCGUCGUAUGAUGGCAGCGAGAGCCUUGAGAUGUACAGUUCUGUCGAUGACAGUCUGCUGUACACAGACGUCAGACCAGUGAAUGACCGCGACCAACUGAUACGACCCAGUCAGCUCCGGCAGCGCAGGAGCAUGUAUGCAGCCACCCUGCCACAGCUGAGCAACACUGGGCCAGCAGCAGGCAGAAAGCUGCAGAAAGCUUCAACCAUGCCCAGCGCCAGCACAAGCCCCACGUCACCGGCAAAGCAGAUGCCUGAACAGCAGGCCCCUGUCAGGGAAGAGGAAGGAUGGGUAGACAACAACUUGAAUGAAAAUGACAAAGAGGGCUGGGCAGACAGUGUCAUCUAUGAAACGUAUGGACGUAAGGAUCAGCCCCAACCAGGCAAGCCAGUAAAGCCACCAUUAAAACCCAAGCCUGGGAAGUUGGACUUGCGGAACUUCGGUCAGGUGACAGACGCCAUUCAGAAGUGGACAGUGCGCGACACAAAGCCAGGCACGCACUCUACAGUACAGUACAGCAGGAUGAAAGCGGCACCACUCGCAACACCGGAGAGCAUCGAGAUCGGCUCUGAUUAUGCUCAAGUGAAGGAUGCGAUUCCGAGCCAGACCCUGCCACUGUAUGUAAGUGCGGGUGACUACGCGCUCGUCCAGGAUGCUCUACCUCCUGGUCACAUGCGCAGAAUGAAGUCCUCCGUACGCAAGAACGCAUCCUGGCAAGCUACCAGCAAAGGUUUGAUGGUUCGACCAGAGCAUAUGGGAUCGUCGAUGGAGGAGGAAGGUCUCUAUGAAAUUGUGUCACCUAAAGAUCCAUUGAUCAGGGCUCCUGGUCAACUUCUGACUCCAGAUGAUACAGGGGAGGUGGGAGAGCCGACCGAAGUUGGUGGCUGGCCAGGUGUGAAGAAGAAGAUCAAGUCAUUCAGCGGCACAGAGAAGGCUGCAAUCACGAUGGAGGACAAGCAGCGCAAGAAGGAGGAAAAGAAAGCAAAGGAUGAUGAGAAAAGAAGAAUGAAAGAGGAGGAAAAGGCAAAGUUGAGGCAGGAGAAGCAGGAUAAGAGGCAACGUAAGAAGACAAAUUCCACUAAGAGUUGUGGUAGCACAUCACAGGGCUUGGUUGGGAGAGAGCUAGAUGAAUAUGUACAGACUGAAGAUCGUCUGGUUCCAUCGUUCCUUGAAAUGUGUAUCACCUUCAUAGAAGAAGAAGGUCUAACUUCUGAGGGCCUAUACCGAGUUCCCGGUAACAAGGCACAUGUUGAUCUACUCAUGCAAAAAUUCGAGGAGGAUCCGUCGGUGAACCCAAAUGAUCUUGAGAUUCCUGUAAACGCGGUCGCGACUGCGUUGAAGACGUUUUUUCAGGAGCUUCCUACGCCCCUUGUGCCCAGCUCUGACUACGAAGACCUCUUAGAGGCUGCAAGUCUAGGAGAGCAGUCUGCCCGGCUGGUCGCCAUACGUGACGUGAUCGACAGGCUUCCGUUGGUUAACCAAGAAGUGCUCAAGUUUUUCUUUGUGCACUUACACAAGGUGUCGCAGCAUUCUCGUGAAACGAGUAUGGAUAGCAACAAUCUCGCCAAGUGCUUCUGGCCCACCAUCCUGCGACCAGACUUCACAACCUUUGAAACGAUGGCGCAAGCUUCCAAGAUCUUGGAAGAGGCUGUGUGGCUAAUGAUAGAGCAUUACGAAUUUAUAUUUUUCGCAAAUGAAGAGGUGACAACCGUAUGAUCAUAAUAGUGCGGUAGAGGGUGCCGCUCUGCCAUCGCGUCAAUGGCGUCAAAACUUGGUGCUGUUUAUGUGGAAGCAGUGAUAGUCGCAGCAGCAGGGACAUUAGCCUUGCAGGCAGAACUGCUGGUAACUCUGUUGCGGUGUAUAUAGCAGUGCAGGGCCUUUGCUGAGCUGUAAAUAUGGGACUCGUAGGGUGGAUGCUGUAGGGUGCAGCGGGCUGCCAUGCACAUAAUCAUGUAGAAGCAAGAACAAUGUAGCGUGCAUACAGCUCGGCAGUUGAUGGUUCGUUUUUGCCCAGGUGCAUGGUGGUGUGUACACAGUGAUGUAAAAAUGUCUUGCCUAAAUGGAGAUGGUUGAAUUAAGGACGACCAGACAUUGUUGUGACAUGUGGUCUGAGCCAUGGCUGCCAACGAAGUGGUGCAUUGUCGUUUUCCUCGUAACCUUUGUGUAUGCCAGAGGUUUUCUCUUUAUGUACAAAUUAUAGAUGUAGUAGUUAGUGCCUGUGACCUUUUGGCUUUUGGUGGCUGUAUGUGGUGCUGCGAAAUCAUCACAGUUUAUGAAAUCUUGUCUUUGUAUUUUAAGCAUUUAAUCGGACAGAAAAAUGGGGAAACGAAGAGGUUGAAAUGCUUAGAAUUGUCCAGAAUAAUGAAAGGGCAGCAUCAAUUCUUACCAGUUUCUCUUUACAUAUAUGCAGAGAGUCUGUGAAACUCCGUGUAUCUUCUUUCUUCUCUUACACAUUUAACCUUGUCUUACAGUCGUUGAGGAAACGAGAGGGUCUUAGAAGUUGCGCACGCGAGAGAGCGAGAGGGGGAAGAAUAGUAAGGUUAUUAGGAAAAUGAGUGUGAAUGUGCGCGUACACUAGAAGUGUAAACGAGGACGUGCAGUCUUGCGUCCCCAGCUAGUCAUAGUAAGGAUUCUUCUGACCACAAUUCACAUUUAGUCAACUUCACGAAUUUCCUAUCAUUGUACUACAUUUACGUUGAAUACAGACCGUCUCUUUCUUUAGCCUUCCGUCUCUGCCUCUCGUUCUGUACAUAUACACGUGUGCGCACGAGUGUGUGUGUGUGUGUGUGCGUGUGCGUGUGCGCGUGCGCGUGCGUGCGUGCGUGCGUGCGUGCGUGCGGAUACGUGCAUGUGUACGCGCGUGUGGUAAAUCCACUGUAGGUUAUAUAUAGUAGGUGAAUAUAAAGGAAUCUAUCAGUGAUUAGACUGGCAUGGUUAUCAAAGAGUAUCUUUUCUAACAUUGGAGUUUUUACACUUUGUUUUUAUGUGUAAUUAAAUUUAAUGUGUUGGUGUCUGUGUAUCAUGUAAUAAUGCAAUUACAAUGUUUGUGGGUCAGUAUCACUUCCUGUCUGGUUUCCGGUUCACUGCACGAUCAACUUAUUUGCGAAUUAUGAUUAUUGUGUAUGAUAAACGUUUUUGUUUAUUACGAUACACGAACGACCGCAUGCUGUAGAUUUUUUCAUUGUGAUUUCUUGUAAUUAUAUUUAAGCAAGCCUGUAAUAAUUACGAUACGGUGUUGUGUGUCAUUGCCAUGCUUGGCAUGUGUGAAGACGAUGUGGACCCAGUUUGUACGAAGAUAAAUCAUGCAUUCUCCUAUUGUGAAGAGUAUCAACUCUUGCUUACAUAGCUCAACUUACAGCUUGUUGCAUCAUUUGGGAAUUUAUUGCUUUGUUGAAUGUUAUUGAAGAGGAUUUUUAACAAUUAGUGAAUAUUUUGUGCACUUUUGUAAAGUAUUGCAGUUUUGUGUAUAUUUUUGCCAUCAGGAAGGUGGCGAUGUCUAGUGACUUUUAUUGUAAAUUUUGCAUAACGGUGUAAAUUGGGUGGGUUGAAGACCUUGUUAUGUGUACAUGUGAAAUUUAAUUAGUGAAAUAGCACGAGUAUAGCGCGACCGCUGCGGGGGACAACUUUUUAAUCUGAGGCUACAUUGCUUUAUUCAAUAUUUCAUGCAAACAGUCAGAUGGAUAGGUGGAACAAUAAUUUGCCAAUGUUCUCAAUAUUUAAACAUGCAUUUCUAAACUAAAUAAAAAUACGCCUGCAUUUAAUAGGGAACACUUAUAUGCCGCGUAACAAAAUUACAGAAAAACUGCAUUGAAUAUCUGUUGUGCUCUCUAGUGUUCAUUGUUUAGUUUUCGUUAAAUUUCAUUGGUAAGCUAUUAUUACAUUACAUACUCGAACAGUCCCCCAGAAUGUUUCAACUAUUUUUCACGACUACUAAGAAUGUCAGAUCUUACUAGUGAAAGUAGUUUCUACCUGUAACUGUAGUUUGCUGCGUAUAAUACGCAGUUAGUUACCUAUACCCGACGUCCAUCAUGGCUAAUCUGUGUGUGGCUAUUCUCUUGUAAUAAAAUGUCACUGUGAUUGAAUA